Messenger RNA from Sturnus vulgaris (Common starling), 3952 nucleotides. It is a transcript of the gene B4GALT6, whose product is annotated as beta-1,4-galactosyltransferase 6. Gene Ontology annotation, molecular function: UDP-galactose:glucosylceramide beta-1,4-galactosyltransferase activity. Gene Ontology annotation, cellular component: Golgi apparatus. Gene Ontology annotation, biological process: glycosphingolipid biosynthetic process; carbohydrate metabolic process. NCBI's taxonomy places the organism in Eukaryota, Metazoa, Chordata, Aves, Passeriformes, Sturnidae. The record is from RefSeq and is a predicted model, not a curated record.
AUGCCACUGCUGCGGAAGGCGCUGCGCGUCUCCAACCGCUCCAUGCUCGCCUUCAUCUUCUUCUUCUCCUUUUCCUCAUCCUGCCUCUACUUCAUCUAUGUGGCCCCCGGGAUCGCAACUACAUAUCUCUUUAUGGUGCAAGCUCGUGGUAUAAUGUUGAGAGAAAAUGUAAAAACAAUAGGACACAUGAUAAGAUUGUACACUAACAAAAAUACUACACUGAAUGGCACAGAUUAUCCUGAAGGAAACAACUCUAGUGACUGUGUUGCUCAAACAACAAUGUAUCUUCCAGAGAACUUCACCUACUCUCCUUACCAGCCUUGUCCAGAGAAGCUGCCUUACAUGAGAGGCCUUAUUGAUGUCAAUAUGAGUGAAAUUAGUUUUGAUGAAAUUCAGCAACUCUUUUCAAAAGAUUUAGACAUUAAACCAGGAGGACACUGGAAACCAAAUGACUGUAAGCCACGGUGGAAGGUGGCUAUCCUUAUUCCUUUUCGGAAUCGUCAUGAGCAUCUUCCAAUUUUUUUCCGCCAUCUGAUACCUAUGUUGCAGAAGCAGCGGCUGGAAUUUGCCUUCUAUGUUGUUGAGCAGACAGGUACACAACCUUUUAAUCGUGCAAUGCUCUUUAAUGUUGGCUUCAAAGAGGCUAUGAAGGAUGCUGUCUGGGACUGCAUAAUAUUCCAUGAUGUGGAUCACUUACCUGAAAAUGACAGAAAUUACUAUGGAUGUGGAGAAAUGCCACGCCAUUUUGCAGCAAAGCUGGACAAGUACAUGUACAUCCUUCCAUACAAUGAGUUCUUCGGUGGUGUAAGUGGCCUGACAGUGGAACAAUUCAAGAAGAUCAAUGGUUUUCCAAAUGCCUUUUGGGGAUGGGGUGGAGAAGAUGAUGAUCUUUGGAACAGGGUUCAUUUUGCUGGAUACAAUGUAACAAGACCAGAAGGCAAUUUAGGGAAGUACAAAUCCAUUCCUCAUCAUCACAGAGGUGAAGUCCAGUUUUUAGGACGAUACAAACUUCUGAGGUACUCCAGAGAACGUCAGUAUAUUGAUGGGUUGAACAAUUUAGUAUAUACUCCUAAAAUACUUGUCAGUAGGUUGUAUAAAAAUAUAACUGUUAAUCUCAUACCAGAACUUGCUCCUGUUAGAGACUAUUGAUGGAAGUGGAAUGGCAAGAUAUCCUACCAGAAUAAACUUUUAACACUGGAAGCUACUGAUAAACACUGUAAAACAAAACAAAACCAACAAACAGCAGCUUAGAAAUAGAGUUUUUUUGACCAACUGAUGAUGCAUAUUUGGGAUGAGAAGUGAUUGUAUGUACCAUGCAUUUUGUUCUGAAAGAAAAGCCAGCAGCUACCACUCAGAUGUUUACAGCAUGAGACUACUGUUCAAGCCUUCAUUCUUCACACUAUCUUAACUACUCAACUAAAUGAACUGCAGAAAACAGACUUGUAGCUUCUCUGGAAGUAAGGAUAGAGGCCUCUUCCAGAAAUUUUUUAUACUAAACUGCCCCUCCUCAUAUUUAAAUGAAUGCUUUUGUUUCUUUUUAAAAUGUGUUUUGUAAAUAUGUGAUGUAAAUUAAUGUGUGUACAUUGCUUUUCAAUUGUUCAAUAUUUUAUGCUUCAGUAUGUAUUUGAGUGUGUUCUCAUUUGAAUUCUAUAGGAAUGUUUUUAUUAGCAUGAAAGAGCAAGUGUAAAAUGUAAGUAUGCUUAUAAAAAGGUUAUACCUUAUGUGAAAUGAAGGAAAUAUUAAUUGUUGGCCAGCUAUGACUGUAAACUGUUAUACUAGUUUUGAGCUCUAGGCCUCCUGCAUAUCUAUAUAGAAAAGUCAAUUUCUUAUAUGAACCUGCUAGAAAGAAAGCUUUUAAUUUUAUUUAUUGCCAGCAAAAUUGUAUGAUACCCUGCCUGCCAUCUGAAUCGUAUUUAUAUGCAUAUUGCAUGUGUAUUACAGAAAAUCUUGCAGUUGUUGCAUAUUAUGAUCUACAGAAACUCUUAACUGUUUCCAAGUGUGCCACUAGUGUCAAUGUCAGGGAAAUUAAUGCCUAAAAUGAUGUGUCUGGGUGCGUACAGUAUUUUGGUAUUGUUCUUUUUUUUUUCUUUUUAAAAUUUUUUUUUUUUUAAUUCUAGUAAACAGCACUUUUAUUCCUCCAAAAUCAGAAGAGCCAAAAAUGUGUCUUCAUUGGAAGAGUAUUACAGUUAGAUUUUUAAGAGAAUAAUAAAACAUAGUUCUAAUAGUUCAAAUGCUUGCAGUGUGGGCUUUUCAGAAGCACGGUGUUGGUUGCACUGUUCUGCUGAUGAGGAUGGUGAUGACAUAAGCAGAACAGGAAGCAGGCCAAUCCCAAGGGCUUUUUAAAAUUCCACUCAUAAUAUAUUAUUCAAUAGAGCUUUUUAAGGGCCUAUUCUAGUAGAGUGCUGAGUGCUUCUAUGAUGCACUGAGGAACCUCAAGUCGAUGACUGUCAAUGAGAUUGAGGUUGCAGAAUCCCUCUAAGGAUUGGUCCUGUUUCUCUAUUUUUGUGGUGUUAAAUGUAUGAGUGACUAGCCUCUUAUCUUCUUAUUUUCUCUUUGCUUGUAAUGUUAUGCUACCUAGAAGUAUCCCACUGCUAAGCAUUAUUAUCUUUCCUUAUAUUUUUUUACAUCGCUUGUUAAUACAAAGGAAAAGGACCAGGUCAUUUAUUUUCUAUGUUAAUGCAAAUAUAGUGACCAAGAUAUACUAAACUGUUUUCUUUGUCAGUUACUCAACUCUUUAGGAACCAAAGACUGACUUCUGCUCCCAUAAAGAAUGGAAAGCAGUAUAUAUAAUAAGGAUUGUUUAUCCAUAGAGUGUUCUGUAAGAGUGUUGACAAAAGUCUUAACUUUGAGUCAUUAUUAUAUGUUGGUUUCCUGAAUUGCUGCCUCAGAUGGUGUGGUGCUUUGUAUGUUUUAAGUUCGUUUGCCAUAAAUACCUUUUAUUUCUUUGGCAUCCCAGCAGCAAAUUUUGCCCUUAGCCAUCCUUCAGUAACGUUAUGAGCUUAGCUGUAGGCAUCCCAAAUAUUUAGUAGAAAUAUUAUUAUUUAAUUUAGUAGUUGAGAACAAUUGUAAGGGAUAGUUUAUGCCAUACUGGAAUUACCUUAAUAUCUAAAAGUUAAUCUAAUAUGCUUUAGGAAUGAUGUAAUACAAUGAAAAAAACUAGAAGCAUAAAGUGAUGAAAACAUCCUUCAAAAGCAUGCUUAAGUGUUUUGCUCACCUCUUGAUAGAUUUUUCUAUGAGUGGGUGUAUAGAACAUUCUGAAGCAUAUGUAGAAAGCAGAGAUAAUACACAGUAUGAACAAUUAUAUCUUCAAAAUAAAAUUAGUCUUAUUUCAUAGUGGACUAUUACAGUCCUUUAAGAACAAUUGAAUAAAUUUUUAAAUCCCUCAUGUAAUUUUGAAGUAAUUUCUGGUUUUCAGUACAGGUUCACCUACAAUUUCACACAUAUGAUUAUGAAACAUCCUUUGGUACCGUAGGUCUGUACUGUUUUCUCCAGCAUGCUUUUGUGCCCAUUUCUUAGGCAUUCUGUGAAAUUUAUGUGCAAUUAAAAAAGAAAAUCUAAUGCAUAUAUAUGUAUAUAUACUUACAUAUAUACAUACUAUAUUACACAUAUGCUGUGGCUGAACUAAUAUAACUUUACAGCUUUAAGUGAUUGAUCAUGUAUGGUCCUAGAAAAAUGUGAUUUAAACCAGUAUGUGAAUGGAUUGUGACAUAUAGCUGAGUUCUUAAAAUGUUUACAUUUUUGUGCCCCAAAAUGAUGGAUGUUAAAUUAUGAAUUGUUGACCAACACUCUUCUCUAAAUACCUUUUAUCAUUUUGUUGGGAAGUUUUAGAAGUUGCCAUCUUAAAUUACAUCAAAAUAGUGUUUGUAUACUACCUGCUUGAACUCAGUACUUUCUGUAGUGAAUUUUAACAUAGACAGUGCCUUCAAACAAAAUAAAUAUGAUGCAGAACUAA